CACAGAACUGACACUUACUAGCAGUUCCCACUCACUACCAGUCAGUUGACUCACUGUACAAGACCUCUCCUCUUCACUUCACUCUACUGCAGGGUGGGAGAUGCAACAAUGGCCUUGAGAACAGUAGGAAGUGUGUUGGUGGUCUUUCUCUGGUCUGUGACAGUGGUACUGGGUCAGACUGGCUGGAGUGUGACUUACACCAAGAAGAGUUUCUGUACCUUAAAUGGGUCAACAGUGGAGCUGUCCUGCUCUUACACAUAUCCCAGUGUUCAUACAAUCACAACAACCUUCUGGUUCACUAAAAAUGAUGCUGCGGGUCCUGUUAGUCUGAGUGAUGACCCAGACUACAAAGGACGUGUGACAUACCGUAAGGAUAAAGAGAAUGGUCACACCCUGACAAUCACAGACCUGAGAGAGAGUGACUCAGCUGAGUACAAAUUCAGAUUUAAAGAUCAGACUGGAGGAUGGAGAUAUACUGGCACUCCUGGAGUCUCUGUGUCUGUCACAGGUCUUCAGGUGAAGGUGACUGGUAGACAUCAGGAUAAGACACUGACCUGUAUCACCACCUGUACUCUGACUGACAACCCCACCUAUAUCUGGUACAAGAACGGACACAAAGUAAAGGAGGACACUUCCAGCCUGUACUCAGACUACUUUAGUGAUGCAGACAGUUACUCCUGUGCUGUAAAAGGCCGUGAGGAUCUCCGCACUCCUGCAGUGUGUAAGAAGUGUUGGAGUGUGACUUACUCCCAUCAGAGUAUCUGUGCCUUGACGGGGUCAACAGUGGACAUAUCCUGCUCUUACACAUAUCCCAGUUAUCAUGAGAUCAAAACAGCUUUCUGGUUUACUAAAUGGUCUGGUAUGGAUGCUGAAGAUCUGAGCUCAGUGCCAGGGCAUGAGGGUCAUACAGAGUACCUUGGGGAUAAGAAGAGUGACUGUACCCUGAGAAUCACAGACCUGAGAGUGAGUGACUCUGCUGUGUACAGGUUCAGAUUGAUAACAUCUGGAGAAAAGUUUUCUGGCUCACCUGUCUCCCUGACUGUCACAGAUCUUCAGGUAAAGAUUACAACUUUACUGUUUUCAAGAUGGGUGACCCUGAACUGUGGCACGUGUACUCUGACUGACAACCCCACCUACAUCUGGUAUAGGAACGGAUACAAAGUAAAAGAGGACACAUCCAGCCUGUACUCAGACUACAUUAGUGAUGCAGACAGUUACUCCUGUGCUGUAAAAGGCCAUGAGAAUCUCCACUCUCCUGCAGUGUGUGUUCGUGGUCAGAACUGUUGGAGUGUGACUUACCCCCAUCAGGGAGUCUGUGCCUUGAAGGGGUCAUCAGUGGAUAUAUCCUCCACGUAUGACAGUGGUUAUGAUACGAUCACAUCAUCACUCUGGUUUAGUCCUAAACAUAAUGCCAGCUGGAGUGAUAAGUUGAUCCCUGAGGACCUAGCCACAGACCCAGGGUAUGCAGGUCGUGUGGAGUAUGCUGGAGAGAAGGAGAGCGGUCGCUCCACCCUGAGAAUCACAGAUCUGAGAGAGGAGGACUCUGCUGAGUACAAGUUCAUAUUCAACACAGAAACCUCAGGAUGGGGGUACAGCUUCCCUGGAACAACUCUGACUGUCACAGGUCUUCAGGUGCGGAUUAAGGAUCCAACCAACAUCAUAGAGGGAAAGGAUCUUUGUCUGUUCUGUGAGUCCAUAUGCUUUCUGCAGGACAACCUCUCUUACAUCUGGUACAAGAACAGACAACGUCUGAUCGGUCAUGAGACUAAGUACCUGUACUUAAAGCCGGUCAGCAGUGAGGAUACAGGCAGAUACUCCUGUGCUGUAGCAAACCAUGAGGAUCUCCACUCUCCUGAAGAGUCUCUCACUGUCACAUAUGGCCAAAGGAACACCUCGGUGUCAGUCAGUCCCUCUGGUGAAAUAGUGGAGGGCAGUUCAGUUACUCUGACCUGCAGCAGUUAUGCCAACCCACCUGUGGACAAAUACACCUGGUACAAGAAGAAUGUAACCUCACCAAAAGCAUCAGGACAGAGUUACAGCAUCACUAACAUCAGCUCUGAGGACAGUGGAGAAUACUACUGUGAGGCCCAGAAUGAAGUUGGAGCAAAAAUAUCAAAGCUUGUUCCUGUAAAUGUUUUGUAUAAACCAAAGACCACCUCAAUAUCAGUCAGUCCCUCUGGUGAAAUAGUGGAGGGCAGUUCAGUGACUCUGACCUGCAUCAGUGAUGCCAACCCACCUGUGGACAAAUACACCUGGUACAAGAAGAAUGUAACCUCACCAAAAGCAUCAGGACAGAGUUACUGCAUCACUAAUAUCAUCUCUGAGGACAGAGGAGAAUAUUACUGUGAGGUUGAGAAUAAAUAUGGACGUCUCAACUCUUCUUCUGUGUUUGUGGACGUUCACUGUGAGUACACCUAA
Molecule: messenger RNA, 2418 nt
Organism: Salmo salar (Atlantic salmon)
Lineage: Eukaryota; Metazoa; Chordata; Actinopteri; Salmoniformes; Salmonidae
Source: RefSeq, a predicted model, not a curated record